Messenger RNA from Capsicum annuum, 1466 nucleotides. Its product is annotated as UDP-glucuronic acid decarboxylase 6. The record is from RefSeq and is a predicted model, not a curated record. The transcript has 13 exons. Gene Ontology annotation, biological process: D-xylose metabolic process. Gene Ontology annotation, molecular function: NAD+ binding; UDP-glucuronate decarboxylase activity. Bases 294 to 1322 code for a protein of 342 amino acids. NCBI's taxonomy places the organism in Eukaryota, Viridiplantae, Streptophyta, Magnoliopsida, Solanales, Solanaceae. Gene Ontology annotation, cellular component: cytoplasm.
AAUUUAUUUUUUGAGAAAAAUUAGAUUCAGAUCUGUUGUGGGGUCUUUUUAGAGUUGUUCAUAAGCUUUGAAUUUUCACUUUUUAACGUUCAAAAAUAAUUUUUUAAAAUUUCUCUCUUUCUAGCUGGUAUGUUUGGUGUGAUUAUGGAUCUUGAUUUUACGUGUUUUUCACGUUAUUUGCUCUGAAUUUAUUUGAUAUUUUCAUCUAUAAAUUUCUGCAUUGAGCUUUGAAGUUGUUAUUCAUCGUUUACAUUAGCAUUUUGAGAGGAUCAAGAAAUUGAAGUGAUUUAGAAAUGGCUUCCAAUGGAGACAAUGCAUCUGCAAAACCACCUCCUGAACCAUCACCGUUGCGAAAAGCAAAAUUUUUCCAGGCCAACAUGAGAAUUUUGGUGACCGGUGGUGCUGGAUUUAUUGGUUCUCACCUCGUUGACAGGCUGAUGCAAAAUGAAAAGAAUGAGGUGAUUGUUGUGGAUAACUACUUCACUGGAUCAAAGAAUAACCUAAAGCAAUGGUUUGGCCAUCCAAGAUUUGAGUUAAUUCGUCAUGAUGUUACUGAGCCACUACUGAUUGAAGUUGACCAAAUUUAUCAUCUUGCUUGCCCCGCUUCCCCAAUCUUUUACAAAUACAAUCCUGUUAAGACGAUUAAGACAAAUGUCAUUGGCACAAUGAAUAUGUUGGGACUUGCCAAGAGAGUCGGGGCAAAGAUUUUACUGACAUCAACUUCGGAGGUUUACGGAGAUCCACUUGUUCACCCUCAAGAAGAGAGCUAUUGGGGCAAUGUCAACCCAAUUGGAGUACGGAGCUGUUACGAUGAGGGGAAAAGAGUAGCUGAGACUUUGAUGUUUGAUUAUCACAGGCAGCAUGGAAUAGAAAUAAGAAUUGCUAGAAUCUUCAACACGUAUGGUCCACGAAUGAACAUAGAUGAUGGCCGUGUUGUCAGCAAUUUCAUUGCCCAGGCAAUUCGUGAUGAACCCUUGACUGUUCAGCUGCCUGGAACACAAACACGGAGCUUUUGUUAUGUUUCCGACAUGGUUGAUGGUCUUAUUCGUCUGAUGGAGGGAGAUAGUACUGGACCAAUUAACAUCGGUAAUCCAGGUGAAUUCACAAUGCUCGAACUUGCUGAGAACGUGAAGGAGCUUAUCAAUCCAGACAUACAGAUUAUCAAGGUGGAAAAUACACCGGAUGAUCCUCGUCAGAGAAAGCCAGACAUCACCAAGGCAAAAUCACUACUAGGAUGGGAACCAACGGUCAAAUUGCGCGAUGGUAUUCCCCUUAUGGAGGACGAUUUCCGUGUCAGGCUUGCAAUCCCCAGAAGGAAUUGAGCUGUUAAAAAGAGAUGUUUUUGUGUUUUCCAUUAUAUGAUACAAAGGAUGUUUACUUGGCCUGAGUUUUGCUUCUCACUAUCUUAUUGCAUGGCCAUUAUGACUUCGUGCUUUUGUGCUAGUUUUAAUAUAUAUGAUUUUCCA